GCGGCGGCGGCGGCGCGGGGGCCCUUCCUGGUGGUCGGCGGGGGCAUCGCGGGGGUCACCUGUGCCGAGCAGUUGGCAGUUCAGUUUCCAUCAGAAGACAUUCUCUUGGUGACCGCUUCCCCGGUUAUAAAAGCCGUGACAAACUUUAAGCAGGUGUCCCGGACGCUGGAAGAAUUCAGUGUUGAAGAGCAGCCAAGCUUCGUCUUGGAAAAGCGCCACCCUAACAUCAAAGUUAUAGAAUCGGGAGUGAAGCAGCUGAAAAGUAAAGAGCAUAGCAUCUUAACGGAAGGCGACCAGGAGUUCGGGUAUGAGAAACUCUGCCUGUGUGCCGGAGCCAGACCCAAGUUAAUAGCUGAGGGAAAUCCAUACGUAUUGGGAAUCCGCGAUACAGACAGUGCCAAGGAAUUUCAGAAGCAGCUGGCCAAAGCAAAGAGAAUCACCGUCGUGGGGAACGGGGGGAUCGCCUUGGAGUUAGUGUACGAGAUUGAAGGCUGCGAAGUGGUUUGGGCGAUCAAAGACAAGGCCAUCGGAAAUACCUUCUUCGACGCAGGGGCGGCUGAAUUCCUGGUGUCCAAGCUCAGCUCGGAGAAGCCCGAAGCCAAACUGGCUUGUAAAAGAACGAAAUACACCACAGAGGAAAGUGGAAGAGAAGAAAAGAUCAGGGAUGAGACUGAUGCCGUAGGAAGUGCUCUAGGACCCGACUGGCACGAAGGCCUAAAUCUCAAAGGGACAAAGCAGUUUUCUCAUAAAGUUCACAUCGAAUCAAGCUGUGAAAUCCAGAAAAUCUACCUUCAGGAUGAAUUUCAGCAGUCAAAAAAAGAAAUCUCGGCUUCCCUGUGGGACAUCGAAACUGAAGAAACUGAUAAAGAUGCGUGGCCCGUGUUCGUGGAAUUAACCAACGGGAAGGUCUUCGGCUGUGACUUCAUCGUCAGCGCGACGGGGGUCAUGCCCAACACGGAGCCUUUCCUCGACGGCAACGACUUUGCCCUAGGAGCGGACGGAGGGCUGAUGGUGGAUGACCACAUGCGCACGUCACUGACCGACAUCUACGCGGCGGGGGACAUCUGCACGGCGGCAUGGCCGCCCAGCCCGUUCUGGCAGCAGAUGCGGCUGUGGAGCCAGGCCCGGCAGAUGGGAAGCUACGCCGCCCGGUGCAUGGCAGCCGACAGCUGCGGCCAGGCCAUCGACACAGACUUCGGCUUCGAGCUCUUCGCUCACGUGACCAAGUUUUUUAACUCUAAGGUGGUGUUGCUGGGCAAGUACAACGCCCAGGGCCUGGGCGCCGACCACGAACUGAUGCUCAGGUGCACCAGGGGACACGAGUACGUCAAGGUGGUGAUGCAGAGGGGCCGCAUGGUGGGGGCCCUGCUGAUCGGGGAGACGGACUUGGAGGAGACGUUCGAAAACCUGAUUUUGAACCAGAUGGACCUGUCGGCCUACGGGGAGGAUCUGCUCGAUCCGAAUAUCGACAUUGAAGAUUAUUUCGAUUAACCGCGGAGUCGCCAACGGCGGGAAUCAAGCCCAAGCGGAAAAGCCCGGGGACGAUGAUUAGGUAGGACGUGUUCCUCGCGGUUUCGGUCGGCGGAAGACAUGUCUUUAAAGAGAGGAAUGUGGAAAUAAAGCUGCAGAUGCCUCAAGAGAA
Molecule: messenger RNA, 1642 nt
Organism: Ornithorhynchus anatinus (platypus)
Lineage: Eukaryota; Metazoa; Chordata; Mammalia; Monotremata; Ornithorhynchidae
Gene: PYROXD1
Product: pyridine nucleotide-disulphide oxidoreductase domain 1
Exons: 12
Molecular function (GO): oxidoreductase activity
Source: RefSeq, a predicted model, not a curated record